Molecule: messenger RNA, 5089 nt
Organism: Coccinella septempunctata (seven-spotted ladybird)
Lineage: Eukaryota; Metazoa; Arthropoda; Insecta; Coleoptera; Coccinellidae
Product: inositol hexakisphosphate and diphosphoinositol-pentakisphosphate kinase 2
Exons: 22
Coding region: 168-5048 (1626 amino acids)
Biological process (GO): inositol metabolic process; inositol phosphate biosynthetic process
Cellular component (GO): cytosol
Molecular function (GO): diphosphoinositol pentakisphosphate kinase activity; 5-diphosphoinositol pentakisphosphate 1-kinase activity; inositol hexakisphosphate kinase activity
Source: RefSeq, a predicted model, not a curated record
UUUAUUUUUUAAACAUUAAUCAAGAAAGAUUUUCUCAACAAAACAAAGAUUUUCCUCAAGAAUGCUGUAAUUCUUAUGGAAUAUAAUAUCUUGUAAAUACUAUCGUAUGCCAUUCAAAGCAUAUCCUCUAAUAAUUCUCACUAGUAGAUCAGUUUAGCCUUUCCUUUAUGUUUCCUAUGUCUUAUACUGAAUUGGAACAUGGUUACCAAGGGCUACGGAAUGCUGCAAGACCAACUCAAUUUUAUGUUGGAACGGGUGACAUAGAGUUAUGUGACUCCAGUGAUACCUCCUUAGGAGGUCCUAGCUUAGACGAUGGGGAGAAAGUUGUUAUUGUGGGCGUUUGUGCAAUGUCCAAAAAAUCCCAAAGUAAACCUAUGAAGGAAAUACUCACUAGACUGCAAGAAUUUGAGUACAUAAAAGUUACAGUUUUCCCAGAAGAUGUGAUCCUAAAUAAAGCUGUUGAAGAAUGGCCAGUUUGUGACUGUCUUAUAUCAUUUCAUUCAAAAGGUUUUCCUCUGGAUAAAGCUAUACAGUAUGCCCAAUUACAUAAUCCUUAUGUCAUAAACAAUUUACACAUGCAGUAUGAUAUUCAAGAUAGAAGGAAGGUGUAUUCCAUAUUAGAAUCUGAAGGAAUUGAAAUACCUAGAUAUGCGGUGUUGGACAGGGACAGUCCUGAUCCAAAACAUCAUGAACUUGUUGAAUCAGAAGAUCAUGUAGAGGUAAAUGGUGUUGUUUUCAAUAAACCGUUUGUUGAAAAACCAGUAUCCGCAGAGGAUCAUAAUAUUUAUAUUUACUAUCCGACAUCAGCUGGCGGUGGUAGUCAGCGCCUAUUCCGCAAGGGUUUCUAUUAUUCUCAGAUUGGCAGCCGGAGUAGUGUAUAUUCACCUGAAUCUAGAGUGAGAAAGACUGGCAGUUAUAUAUAUGAAGAUUUUAUGCCUACAGAUGGCACCGAUGUAAAGGUUUAUACUGUUGGACCAGAUUAUGCUCAUGCCGAAGCCCGAAAAUCACCAGCUCUAGAUGGAAAAGUCGAAAGGGAUAGAGAGGGCAAAGAAAUAAGAUACCCAGUGAUCUUGAGUAACGCAGAGAAAUUGAUUUCCAGAAAAGUAUGCUUGGCCUUUAAACAGGCCGUGUGCGGAUUCGACUUACUCCGAGCGAAUGGAAAAUCUUUCGUGUGCGACGUGAACGGCUUCAGCUUCGUGAAGAAUUCCAACAAGUAUUACGACGAUUGCGCUAAGAUCUUAGGAAAUAUGAUACUGAGGGAGUUAGCGCCGACUCUCCACAUCCCGUGGUCGGUUCCAUUCCAGCUGGACGAUCCACCAAUAGUACCAACCACGUUCGGAAAAAUGAUGGAGCUAAGGUGCGUAGUCGGAGUGAUAAGACACGGGGACAGGACCCCCAAGCAGAAGAUGAAAGUCGAAGUUAGACAUCCCAAGUUUUUUGAAAUAUUUGAGAAGUACGACGGUUACAAACAUGGCCACGUGAAGCUCAAGAGACCUAAGCAGUUGCAGGAAAUCCUGGAUAUAGCCAGGGGGUUACUAGCCGAGAUUCAGCAGCAUGAGGCAGAUCCGGAAAUCGAGGAGAAACAGGGGAAGUUGGAACAAUUGAAGGGAGUUUUGGAAAUGUAUGGACAUUUUUCGGGAAUUAAUAGGAAGGUACAAAUGAAAUAUCAGCCUAAAGGAAGACCGAGAGGUUCCAGUUCUGAUGAUGUAGACAAACCAGCGGAACCAUCAUUGGUGCUUAUUUUGAAAUGGGGAGGUGAACUCACUCCUGCAGGCAGGAUACAAGCAGAAGAAUUAGGACGUAUAUUCCGAUGCAUGUACCCUGGCGGACAAGGUAGACAUCUGGCCGGCGAAUAUUCUGGCGCCCAAGGUCUGGGUUUGUUGAGACUUCAUUCUACAUUUCGUCAUGACCUUAAAAUAUACGCAUCCGAUGAGGGUCGCGUGCAGAUGACUGCAGCAGCUUUUGCAAAAGGGCUACUUGCUUUGGAAGGGGAGCUUACGCCAAUAUUGGUCCAGAUGGUGAAAAGCGCAAAUACUAAUGGGCUCCUUGACAAUGACUGUGAUAGCAGUAAAUAUCAAAAUAUGUGUAAAUCUAGGCUGCAUGAACUAAUGCAAUUAGACCGUGAUUUCACUCAAGAAGACAGGGAUAUGAUAAAUCCGUGUAAUUCAUCUAGCAUAGCUGAUGCUCUAGAAUUUGUAAAGAAUCCUGUUAAAUGUUGCAAACAUGUACACCUGUUGAUAAAGUCCCUGAUGGAAAUCGUUCAAAUAAAAAAGGACGAUAGUAAAACCAAAGACGCAGUACUUUACCAUGGCGAAACGUGGGAACUGAUGGGACGCAGAUGGGGCAAAAUCGAAAAAGACUUCUUCACCAAAAAUAAGACUUUUGACAUCAGUAAGAUUCCUGAUAUUUACGACUGCAUUAAGUAUGACCUCCAGCAUAACCAGCAUACUUUACAAUUUGAACAAGCUGAAGAGCUUUAUUUGUACGCCAAGUAUUUGGCAGACAUAGUGAUACCUCAGGAAUAUGGGCUUACAGCGCAGGAAAAAUUGACUAUUGGUCAAGGUAUAUGCACCCCAUUGCUGAAAAAAAUCAAAGCUGACUUACAGAGAAACAUUGAGGAAAAUGAAGAGACUGUUAAUAGGUUAAACCCUAGAUAUUCCCAUGGUGUUUCCAGUCCAGGUAGACAUGUAAGGACAAGGCUUUAUUUCACCAGUGAAAGUCACGUGCAUUCACUGAUAACUGUUUUGAGGCACGGAGGAUUGUUAGAUAUAACAAAGGAUGAACAGUGGCGGAGGGCUAUGGAAUAUGUCUCCAUGGUAUCUGAACUCAACUAUAUGUCCCAAGUGGUGAUCAUGCUAUAUGAGGAUCCAACCAAGGAUCCUUCGAGCGAAGAAAGAUUUCACGUGGAACUCCACUUUAGUCCAGGAGUGAAUUGUUGCGUUCAGAAAAAUCUGCCACCAGGACCUGGUUUCAGACCACACUCAAGGAAUGAGUCUUCAAGCACCAAAACUUCUAGUUCAAAUAAUUCGGCUACCCCAACACCCCCUGAGGAUGCUAAGAGCCAAUGUUCGCUCAGAAUAGAUGAAGAAAGUGAAUCGACAUUAGACGAAGACAGGCCAGCUUCAAAGUCUUCAAUGGAAACUUUGGGUUCUAGACACAAUUAUAGUAUAUUUUUGCCGAGCACGUCAGGCAGUCGUAAAUAUCGUACCAAAACAAGCGAUCCUAUUCCGAUAGGAAAUUCUCACACAGUAUGCGGACAUGAAGCAGCUCAUUUAGCGAAAAAGUUGAACGAAGAACUUGCACAACAAGGCAAACGUAAAAAUGGUAAAAACUAUAUGGCCAACAGAACAUUGAGCCCUGAUCCCGAACCAAGGUCAAAAAGCUAUGACAACAAGAGCCCUAAAAAGGAAAAAGCUGAAAAAGUGCAAUUUCAAAGUUUGGAUGCUGUUAACAGCUCAGAGUCAAACAGCUCACCAGAAAAGCGCCAUCGUCAUAGUAUAGCCGGUCAGAUGAAUUACUUCAGGGUGAUUCAGACUCCUGCGUUCGGAUGGGAUUUUACUUUCAAGAGGACCACCCUAGGGAGCACCAAUUCUUUGUUUAGUACCGCUGUUAUUUCGGGCAGUUCCAGCGCGCCGAAUCUGAGAGAUAUGAUUCCGAGCGCGACGAGCGUUUCUGGUUUGGAAGGAUUUGGUGGAGUUCCACCGAUUAGGCCAUUGGAAACUUUGCACAACGCUCUGUCACUAAGACAAAUCGAUGCUUUCUUAGAUCGCAUGACCAAAGCAUCUUUGUUCAAAACACCUUCAUCUACUCCACCGAAGUACCCGUCUACACCCUUACCAACCCCUGUGGGGUCGCAAUCAACAUCAACCAAUUUAUCAUCGCUUGGAGAGCCACCCCUGAAGAGCCCUUGUAAUGGAGUUUGGAGUGGACCACCAAGUUAUGUAUCAAGUAGCGGGCAAUCAUCUCCAGGUUUAUCAGAAACAAACUCAAAGGAAAGCAGUGACUUAUCUUCAAGUGCGAUCAGUUACGAUGGAUUGACUAUGGACAACAUUUCUAAAAUCUUCCCAAAUAUGGCUGCCGAACUUGAUGAAGAUUUAGGAAAUGUGAGAAUUCAGCUUGAUUCUCAACAACAAUCCCAGGAGGACGAAUUACUGGAAUAUUUUGGAAGAUUCAACUUGGAAGGAAGUGAAACGACGACACCAAUAUCUGGUCCUAAAGUGGAAUUACCAAAGAUCGAAUGUCAAGAAAAAAAAUUAUUGAAUAUUGAGCAAAUGUUCAACUAUCCACUCCUAGAAUGUGGAGAAAAUUUAAACACUAUUGAUUCCGUAACAGAUAACGAGGCAACAUGUCAAGAAAAGGCUACAUCUCCAAUAUGCAAUCAAUACUCGACCGAUUGUCAUUCAAAAUUCAAAACAUCAUGGAAUGAUGGCAGAGGACAAAUGGAAAAAAAGAAGAAUUCAUGCUACAAGAAUAACUGCGACAUAAAUUUUGCUGUGAAUUCAGUCAAGAAUCUCACCCCUAGCCUUGGUUCUGAUAAAUGGGUGUCUGAAAAGGAGAAAUUUUUGGACAGUUCAUCAUUCAAAACCGAGAAUAACGUUGAAAAUUCGACUACAAAAGAAAAUAAAAAAUUAGGCACAGUGAAAGUAAAGGAAAGUUUUAUUGAACUACCACGUAUAGGUAGAAUUUCUAAAAGUUUCCAUGGAAAAUCUCCUAGCAAAGAUAGCUAUUUGGUUGUUGAACUAACACCUAGGAGAGCUAGCGAUAAUAUGGUUAACCUUUCAAGUAACUUUCUGAACUCUAAACCAAUCAAUUUGAAGAACUCUGAUUCACAAGAUGAAAAGUCAAAAUCGACUAGGCCUAAAUUUUGUUCCCAAAAAUCGCAACCGUGUCCAGUUGCUGCCAACAAAGAAGAAUUCAGAAAAUCCUCAUUAUCAGAACCUCAAAACUUCAGAGGAGCAAGAUUUACUACAACUAUAGUUGACGAAAACUUAUUCCUAGAAGGUCUGAAAUCAAGUAGUAUUCCAAAUAGAAGUGUUCCAAAUGAAUAGAGAAUGUGAUAAAAGUUCAUAAUAAAGACUAGGCAAUUAGA